AUGAACUAUCAUCGAAAUCCUUCUCAAAAUCAUCAUUAUAAAACACUCAAAAAAUCUAACUUUUACUUCCAAUCGUAAUCAUAUUUAAAAUUUUCAUUAGCCUUAAAACAGAUACUCAAAUUUAAAACAAACAAAAUGAAAUUCUUACAAAUCUUAGAACAGUUAUUCAGUAGAAUGAAAUAUUGUUAUCAGAAAUCAAUGAAAAUAUACCUAUUGUAAAAAAAAAGGUUCGAUCUUAGAAAUUAUCUUGUGAAUGCUCUAUCUAUUGA
This is a messenger RNA of Paramecium pentaurelia, 269 nucleotides long. Lineage: Eukaryota; Ciliophora; Oligohymenophorea; Peniculida; Parameciidae. The record is from the annotation of a GenBank genome assembly.